GCGGGAGCUGCAAUAUUCCGUAAUAAUAACCAAGCUACUGUCAUUCUGGUUAUCACGAUUUGUAGAUAAAAAUAUUUACUGCUCAUGUUUACGGGAAUCAGUAUAGCUCCUGGCCCCACCUCUUGCAUAUUGACCGGCAUGGCUUUUCUGAGCCCUACCAUACUUAUCUUUGCAAUUGUUUUAAUUAAACUUAGACCAUAAGAAUACAAGAAUAAAGGAAUACUACAGUAGGCCUACUCGCCCAUGAUAGGCUUGUCCAACUCAGACAUAUACUUUUCCUACCAAAGUUCUUGCCUCAGUGAUGCUGGAUGAAGACAAGGCAGUAUAAUUUAUAAAGGCUCCGGGGGAAGGGAGCUUUAUCAAGUCAAGAUGAAUCUGUCACUAAAGCAGAAUGAUGGGGGUAGCAAUAAUUGUAGUAUACAGCAGCAGCUGUGGAAUCUACGUCAUGAAGACCCCACGCAGUACCACACACUCGUCAAGAUGCAUCUCUCUUUUGCCACAGACCUCCCUACAGACCACUGUGAAGGAAGAGCAAAUGAACAAACUUCCAGCAGACGAUGGCAUUUGGCACCACUGAUCAGGAAACUGGGCCGUGUUGCUGUACCCAACAAGGGAGUGAUGGAGGGGGCUCCACUCACACAAGAAGGGGUGUGCCAAGCCUUUCAACUAAUACACUACCUCAAUAAAGAUUACAAUAUCUCUCAGGAAGGUUUGUUCCGAAAGAGUGGAAGUCUAAGUCGGCAGCAAGAGCUAAAAGCUCUCCUCAACUCAGGUGGUGACCUCAACUUGGACUAUGGUGUAUACUCAGCCCAUGACUGUGCCUCAGUUCUCAAGAGCUUCUUGGCUGAUCUGCCAGAACCUCUCCUUACAGAGGGUCAUUAUUCCAUCCAUUGCAAAGUGGCUGAAAUGCUGCAGUCACACAUGAGCACUGACCAGAAGGACCUUGCUCAUUCUCGUCAAAUCAAGGCACUUCGUCUUUUGUUUCUUUUACUGCCUCCAGAAAAUUACCAGUUGCUCCAUGACUUACUCAUGUUACUACAUCGCGUGGCAGCCCACCAGAAGGAAAACCUGAUGUCAGCUAUUAAUCUGGGAACAAUGUUUGCUCCACAUAUUUUGUGUCCAAGAAAGAUGGCUCCCAAUGAUUUGCAGUAUUUAUCAGGUACACUUAGUACUGCUGUAGCCUUCAUGAUCGAGCAGGCUUCACAGCUGUUUCAAAUUCCACUUGAGUUGGAAUAUGAUGUUCGACAGUACUGGAGCAAUAAAAAAAAUAUGCGACAUCAACUAUCAAAGCGAUCGAUGAUGGAAGCUCCAGCUAAAACAAUUUUUACCUUCAUUGACCGAGAGCUUACAGCACAAGCCAAUGACAAAGAUGUUACUGAGAUAGCUCUUGCUGAACUUUAUGCCUAUGUUCAGUCACUUCCAGAUUCUGCUAAAAAACGUAGACUUAUUAAACAAUUUAACCAUGCUAGUGGUUCAGGAACCCCUCAACUUAACCAGAGUUUUAUCAAGAAGCAAGAGGCUCGAGGCAAAAGGUUAGGAGAUUCCAUCAAGAAGCACCUAUUCCACAAGAAUGUGAAAUCUUCAAAGAGUAAAUCCCAGCCUUUUACUUCUACUGGCUGCACCAAAGUUAAACGAACCAACAGUGAAGAUGUACUUAGUAGUCCUUCCACCAGAUCCCCCGAGCUGCGUAUGUUCCGUCGAAAUCACGAAUUUGGCACUCCGAGUCGUUUAAAAGCCAAAUCUCUUGAUGAUUUAUCGUCCCACAGAAGUCACCCUCCCACUGACUCGUCUUGUUCCACCAACUCCAUGUUAUCCUCCUUUGUCCAAACGGCACUUCAUGCAAAAUCCCAUUUCUCUCAAAGGGCAAAGCAACCCCUUCCCUUCUCUACACUGUCACUGACUACCAGAGAAUAUCUCGGUUCAUCCUCUUCAGAUCAAAGUUCCUGUAUUGACCCUAUGUCCCCUCUGCCUCUCCUGUCAUUUUCCCCGGAUACAAGUUGCAAUACUAGGGAAGCUGUCAGAGAGAGCAUUUGCAGUCACUCUGUGUUCAGCAACAAAGUUGAAGGAUUUUCCCAGUCUGCUUUCAACUUUGCCCCUACUACAUUGGAGGAUGUUACAGAAAAUACUCUUCCCUGGGACAGCAUGCUGGCCUUUACCCCUGCUGGCCCACAGCUGAAGGUGCACUCCCCCAUUUCCCAGGCUAUGAUAAGAGCCAGCAUACCUCAGAAGGUGAUAAUGACUCCACGCAGCCGUUGCCCAAUCAUCAUCAACUCUGCUACAAGUUUAUCAAAUGUUGCCAUUCCUGAGGAGAACUCCCACUCUCAUGUUUUUCAUAAUGCAGAAAGAAAUGAGAGUAAUGCAAGUAUUGUGAGCAUGCACACAUCCCCUGUUAUUGCUAACCCAGCAGCUCAGCUUGCUUCCCCACCAAGGCCUGUCCAACCACUUGCUGAUUCUACAAACAUUAGUACUAUUUUGUCUGAUCAGAGGAAAAAUGACAGUGAUGAUGAUGUAGAAAGUGAAAAUAGUAAGGAAAAAAACCCAAGAACUUCAUACAAUUGUAAGAAGAUGGAAAGUAAACUCAGCCGUUGGGGUUCGUCAUCCCUCCGUCGGACAUUAAGCUCAGCUAGUUCAACUGGCUCACUCUUUGGUAGCUUCUUUCGUCACUUGAGUACCUCUUCUCUGGCUCAGUUAGCCACUAGACUGACAUCAUCAUCAUCACUUCAAAAUUCUGAAUUAGAAGAUGAAAAUACCAACAUUGAGAAUGAAUUUGUGGCAGAGGAGGAGGAGGAUGAUGAUGAUGAUAUGAAUGAAUCUUUAUCAAGCGUAUUUAAGGAUUACCUUUUAAGUCGUAGCAUACUUACAGAAAAUCCAGUUGAUUUAUCAUCUGACUGUUUAGACAAUGAAGAUAUUGAAGCUGGAGAGAAAAAGAGUACCUCUCCAUCAGGUAAAAUGGCUGGCAAAAAAGACAAAAUUGAUCAGAAUUUUGGUGAUUCUGCAUACUACAGCUCGCAGCCUCCAAGUAAAUGUACCUCACGGCAGUGUUCAAAAACUUCUUUGGGAUCUUUUGACUCUGCUGUUGACCUUUACUCUAGUACAAAUCUUUCUGAAUCUUUGUUAUACUGUCUAGAUGGAAAAAAUCCUCUGUGUGCUUCUAGGUCUGGAGAAGGGAGAGAAUGUGAAAAUUGUCAAACCAGGAUACAUACACAAGAUGCGGUAGUACAGUCUCAAAGUUCAUUCUGGCAAGAACAGCAUAUACCCAAGCAUAAACAUGAGCUAGAACUCCAUUCCUGCUCACCUGACAGCCGGCGUCAAUCUCUGCUCAAGACAAAACAUGGUACUCCAGUACCACAACGAGAGAAGGAACUCUCAGAUAGUACAAAGAAUGCUAGAGAAGUACUUUUUGAAACUUCAUUUUAAUGCUAGCUAAUUGCAAAAAUUUGUCCUUAUUCACUUGAUGGCUACAAAAUAUUUAAAAAUACAUUAUUGUCAUAUAUAAUAAAGGCUGUUGUGCU
Molecule: messenger RNA, 3512 nt
Organism: Cherax quadricarinatus
Lineage: Eukaryota; Metazoa; Arthropoda; Malacostraca; Decapoda; Parastacidae
Gene: RhoGAP54D
Product: Rho GTPase activating protein at 54D
Biological process (GO): signal transduction; regulation of small GTPase mediated signal transduction
Cellular component (GO): cytoplasm
Molecular function (GO): GTPase activator activity
Source: RefSeq, a predicted model, not a curated record